AAAGGCACAGAGGCAGCGCACGUAGCCGCGCCAUGCAGUACACAGAGUUCCAGACGACACCGGCCGAAAUGCCUCCCGACGGCUCCUGAACGCUCCGUUUGGGGCGCGUGCUGCUCUUAAAUGACUGAAGAAACGCGUAAAAAUGGAGGAAAAUGGCGGGCGUUUGACUUUUUCUCUCCUUUUUUGCUCGUCGUAGCGGGGCAGGGGCUCGUCUCCAAAGUUGUCGGUUGACAGGACUGUGGAAUAAAAAUAAAAUAAAGAUCCUUCAAACAUGGACAAGCAGCAGCAGAGCGAGCUGGACCGGGACCGGCAGUACUGUGAACUUUGCGGGAAAAUGGAGAACCUCCUGAAGUGCGGGAGGUGCCGGAGCUCCUUCUACUGUAGCAAGGAGCACCAGAAACAGCACUGGAAGAAGCACAAGCUCAUUUGUAAGGAGGUCGAGAAACCCCUGCCCCUCAAAGUGAAGUCUGAGCCGGGUCCGCCGCCCGGGGGGGACACACGGGCGCAGAAACCCCCGGAAAAGAGCCCCCCCGAGCCGGCGGACCCGGCGCAGGCGGCACCUGAAGUUUCCGCGGGAGAGGACGGCGGCAGCCCCGCCACGCCGAACGGCCAGGUGAGCUCGAGCCUGCAGAAGCUCGCGCUGGAGGUGAUCGUGCCGUGCAUGAACGCGCACGGCAUCUGCGUGGUGAACGGCUUCCUCGGGGAGGAGACCGGCCUGAGCGUCCUGGGGGACGUCAAGGCCCUGUACGACACCGGCAAGUUCACGGACGGACAGCUGGUCAGCCAGAAGAGCGACUCCACGCGAGACAUCCGCGGGGACAAGAUCGCCUGGAUCGAGGGCCGAGAGCCCGGCUGCGAGAAGAUCCGGUUCCUCAUGGGCCGCAUGGACGAUCUGAUCAGACACUGCAACGGCAACCUGGGAAACUACACUAUCAAUGGAAGGACAAAAGCGAUGGUUGCAUGUUACCCUGGGAAUGGAACGGGCUACGUACGACAUGUGGACAACCCCAACGGCGACGGACGAUGCGUCACGUGCAUAUACUACCUUAAUAAAGAUUGGACUAUCAAGGAACACGGGGGCCUUCUCCGAAUUUUCCCGGGAGGAAAAACCCAGUUUGUCGACAUCGAGCCAAAGUUUGACCGUUUGCUGCUGUUCUGGUCAGACAGACGAAACCCGCACGAAGUUCAGCCCGCGUUUGCUACCAGGUAUGCCAUCACCGUGUGGUAUUUCGAUGCAGACGAGCGGGCCAGAGCUAAAGAAAAGUACCUGACAGGUGAAAGGGGAGUCAAGGUCGAACUCGGAAAAUCCUCCGAUUCCAGCUAGCAGGAUGACCACGUCCUCCACAAACGCCCGCUAGGAGUGCUCUGUCCCGAGAACGCGUCCUCUGAAGAGCGUGCACGUGCGUUCCUCGCUGAAGCGCUGCAGACUUUGGUUUGAUCCUUUUCUGAGUAGUUCACUGGCGGUCCACCGGGGGCAGCGCAGCAGGCCUUGAAUGUCAAAAUUGUUCUUCUGAAAGGGAUUGUGUGUUUUUUAAAUAUUAUUUUAUUUUGGUAAAUGCAUUUACAUUACAGCUGAAGGCUUCAAAAAAGGAACUGAGCUGAGGAAAACCAUCCACCGUUUUUCAGUUUGUUCAUUUAAGGUACAGCGUCCUGCACGUGAUUCUCUGGGCUGUCAAAAUAAGCUACUGUUUGUGCCUGACUCUGCAACCGUCUGAGGAAGUAUCUGAACGCGCUUCGCCGCCUCCAGCAGCUCCGGCGGGCGGCCGGAGUCCAUCUGAACCCUGUCUUGGUGUGCUGUGAUGCACCGUUUGCUUUCAUGUAUUUAAAAGAAAGGUCCUUGCGCCCCCUGCAGGCAGGAGACCUGCAAUGCACUUUUUGAAUGCCCUCCGAUCUGGAUGAAUGGAAAUGAAAUUGCUGCAGUUAUUAUUUCAUAUCAGAGUUUCCCAAACAUGAACACAAAAAUACUGCUGCUGUAUAGCUUCAGGAAAUGAUGCAAUCAUUUUAAUAUAUUGAUUAAGUAGUGAAACUACAAGCCAGAAAAUUAUUGCAUUAAAUGCAACCUUGAUUUUUAUUUUCUUAGGUCUUGAAGUUCAUUUGUUUUCUGCUUAACUCCUGUGGUUUUUUUUCUACCUGUUAGUCGGCAAAAACAUGUUCUAACAGCAGUUCAGAGCAUUUCAAGACGAUCCUUCCAAAGCAGUCUGGUGAAUGCAAACUGAACACGUCUCCUGCAUAACCACUUUCAUGCUAAGGUCUUAACUUUCAAGGUACAUGGUGCACGUGAAGCUUUUCCAAGCAACUUUGUCAAUAAAACAGAAGUUCAGACUGUGAUGUCCCUGCUGUUCUUUUUGUUCUGCUGCUCCUCUGAAUAAACGCUUCAUGUCCUC
Oryzias latipes (Japanese medaka) is the source of this 2384-nucleotide messenger RNA. RefSeq names its product egl-9 family hypoxia-inducible factor 1a (gene egln1a). Lineage: Eukaryota; Metazoa; Chordata; Actinopteri; Beloniformes; Adrianichthyidae. Gene Ontology annotation, biological process: peptidyl-proline hydroxylation to 4-hydroxy-L-proline; cellular response to hypoxia. Gene Ontology annotation, molecular function: ferrous iron binding; peptidyl-proline 4-dioxygenase activity; L-ascorbic acid binding. Gene Ontology annotation, cellular component: nucleus; cytoplasm. The record is from RefSeq and is a predicted model, not a curated record.